GAGCGCAUGCGCAUUAUAGUGACGUCACUACCGGGAAGCCUGCGAGCAUCCUUGCGCGCGAGAUAGAAAUUACAGCGCGAUAAGUAUCUGGCAGCCGGAGUAGUUGAGGAAAAGGGAGACGGGUAAAAUCUAUGCGGCAGUUUUGUCCAGGACUAUAGGAAACGCCGCCUGACAAAGCUAUAUGCACGGCAGAACUGUGACAGGGGGAUUUUUAGUAAAACUGGAAGUGAGGAGUGCUUGAAUUGUGCAGUGAAAUGGCCUGGUGGCCGCGCGGUGAUGAGGGGGAGGAGCAAGUUUAUCAGGACACAGACUCCGACGUAGCUGAGCAGCGGGACAGUGGUAAAGUAAAGGUGAAAUGGACACAGGAUGAGGAUGACUAUCUCAGAACUUUGGUUCAGAAAUUUGGCCCUCAUGACUGGAAAUCCAUAGCCAGCUUCUUACCAAAUCGCACUGAACACCAGUGCCAGCAUCGCUGGUUUAAGGUUCUGGAUCCUGAUCUGGUCAAAGGGCCUUGGACCAAAGAGGAAGAUGAGAAGGUGAUACAGCUGGUCAAUAAAUAUGGCAACAAGCAGUGGGCUAUGGUGGCAAAACACCUGAAAGGCAGGCUUGGCAAACAGUGUCGGGAGCGUUGGCACAACCAUCUCAACCCUGACGUGAAGAAGUCUUCCUGGACAGCAGAGGAGGACCUCGUCAUUUACAAGGCACACUGUGUGCUUGGCAAUCGCUGGGCUGAGAUAGCCAAGCUUCUUCCUGGCAGGACAGACAAUGCCGUGAAGAAUCACUGGAACUCUACUAUCAAGCGCAAAGUAGAGAUGGGCUGCUAUGCUGGGGAAGAUGUUUUCCUGAAUUUAGAAGAGAGUGCAGUUGUCACCCAACCAAAUCCUGACCAGGAGGUGGCUGUUAUGGAUGCUGCUGCAGUGUCACAAUCCACAGGAAAGGAUAUUCCAUGCACCUCUGCAACUAUGGAAGCUCCACCCACAAUGGAAAUAUCAAAGCAUACUUCUCCUCAGCAGCCCCGCGGGGGGGCGACACCCAAACCAGAGAUGGACACCUCCUCAGAGUCGAACCCGAGCUGCUGGGUGGUGGACAGUUCAGGGUUCCUGUCACCCACAUCUGGUCCUGCUUUCAAGGAGGUGAUGGAGCUGAUGGAAGGGGACUUGGAAGGUUUGUGUGAUCUGACCGCGUUUGACCUGCCAGAAGAAACCCAGGGCUCUGAGGUGCUGCAGUUCCGUCUGGAGGAGGGCACACUGCAGGAGCUGAGCCGGGGCAAUCGGGGGGAGCUGAUUCCCAUCUCCCCUGGGGCAGCUACCCCUCCCUCCAUUCUAACGCGCCGAAGCCGCAGACGCAUUGCCUUGUCCCCAGACGCCAACGACAGCAUGACUCCUAAGAGCACCCCGGUCAAAAACCUGCCAUUCUCCCCUUCACAGUUCCUUAACCUGUGGACCAAGCAGGAUACCCUAGACCUGGAGAACCCAUCCCUCACCUCUACCCCCGUGUGCAGCCAAAAAGCCAUCGUCACUACACCUCUGCACCGGGACAAAACUCCACUCACCCAGAAGGAAAGCUCUGUGUUUAUCACUCCAAAUCAUAAGUCUGAUAUGGACAUUACGCCCCGCACUCCCACGCCCUUCAAAAACGCCCUGGAAAAAUACGGCCCAUUGCGUCCCCUGCCACCAACUCCGAACUUAGAGGAAGAUCUGAAGGAAGUUCUGCGCAGUGAGGCUGGAAUCGAGCUGAUAGUGGAGAAUGAAACUCCCCCUGAACAGAAACGUAAACAGCAUCGGCCUCCCAUGAAAAAAGUGCGCAAGUCUCUGGCUCUGGAUGUUAUGGAAUGCACUGAAAAUGUUCCUGUCAGACCUUCGAAAUCUACUUUUGCACCCAACAUGAAGACAGAGACGUCCCUAUCAGUCUCUCUCAACUCUUCUUCCUGUGCCAAGAAAGAUGAGAAUAUUCUGAAUCAGGGCUUCAUUAUUGCCCCAACUGAGACCAUCCCCAUCUCUAGUGUAGUGCCCCCAGCACCGAUGUCUCAUGAUUGGGAAGCAGUGGCGUGUGGGCGGACAAAAGACCAGCUCAUCAUGACUGAAAAAGCCCGGCGUUACCUUCAAGCAUUGAAACCCAAGCCUCCCAACCGUGCCCUCAUCCUGUCUUAGACUUUAUAACAACCCUGAAGCAAAUCCCACUGCUUUCCCUUGUCUACCUUUUCCUCUGCUCAUCAUGUACAGCAUAAUUCAAGCUUGCCAAGGAAUAACUGAUCCAGUAACCAUAAAUAUUGGUCAGAAUGACUAUAAAUUGUUUUUCUGGCAAAGACUGUAUCGAUGAAAGUACUGUAUAAGAAGCAAAUACUGCUUCAUUGGUACGUCUUGUAUCAAGAACUUGCAUAUUCUCACUUAAGGCAGUAUUUGAUGAUGUCAGGUGUUGUGCUUUGGUUUUUUCUAAACAUAGUGGUUCUUUCCUUGGAUUGUUAUAACAUUUACGCUUAGGAGCAGUUAAUGCUUAUUCAACACUGAAGUGUAACACAAUUCAAAGUAAGCUUCUAUAUGCAGUUAGAAUGCAACAUUUCUUUCACAUUUUGCUUAUUUAUAGCGUAUUGCGUUCAGUUUAUCCUGAAAGAUUGGUCAGGGACUUUUUCUUUAAUGUUUACUUUUCUCUAAGGAAAAUAAGGUUACAGUAUUUUAUUGAUCUACUGUUUUAUACAUUUUUUUUUCCCCAAACCAUAGCAAUACUUAAAUAGUCAGGGGAAAAAGGACUGUUUAAAAACAAGCACUGUGUGUAUAUGUAUAUUUGAGUGGAAUAGCCAAGUCUCAGGUAGCCAUGUGCGCUGGACCCUGACACCCUCUGACAGUGACCUCAGCAAUCAGGACAGCAAUGGUGCUACAGUUACCCAGAGCAUUAUCUGCGUCGGUCUUAAAAUGCAGCUGUAAAAAGAGGAAACAUCUACAGUGACACCUGAUAAGGCGCCAGAUGUAUGUAACUUUCAGGAUGCAAUUUUGUUUUGAUUGUUUAAUUGUAAUGUCUGAUACGGUGUCAUUAUUAUCUAAAUAAGGGGUGUUUUAACUCUGGGUCUCACUGGCCAAAUGAAAAAGCAAUUUACUAGCUAUUAACUGUUUGACACCUUAACCUUUAGGUAAAAUUAUUGAUUGUCCAAAUACAAAAUGAUUAAGAGCUUGAGUGGAAGCAAGCAUUCUGGGAUUCUGGAAGACAUGGGUUGGACACCCCUGAUCUAAAUCAUUGUAUAUGUCUGUACUGUAUUAUGUGUGGAACACACAAAAAAAAACAUUAAAAGUGCAAAUUGUAAAUUAA
This is a messenger RNA of Paramormyrops kingsleyae, 3300 nucleotides long. It is a transcript of the gene mybl2b, whose product is annotated as v-myb avian myeloblastosis viral oncogene homolog-like 2b. Lineage: Eukaryota; Metazoa; Chordata; Actinopteri; Osteoglossiformes; Mormyridae. Gene Ontology annotation, biological process: regulation of DNA-templated transcription. The record is from RefSeq and is a predicted model, not a curated record. Gene Ontology annotation, cellular component: nucleus. Gene Ontology annotation, molecular function: RNA polymerase II cis-regulatory region sequence-specific DNA binding; DNA-binding transcription factor activity, RNA polymerase II-specific.